AUGGACGUAAAUUACCACAACGAGUAUACCUAUACAGUAGGGGCACCCAGCCAGACGCAAACUGGCUACGUGAUAUCGCAGGACAGUGGGAUGGCAAAAAAAAAAAAAUCUUUCCUUCUCCAGAUUGUUAAAAUUACCCUAUUUGUAGUGUUUAUUUGGACUUGCUGUUUCUCCAGUGAGGAUGGCCUGCAAAGAACUCCCUCAUGCGAAAAUAUCAGGAAGUGUUGUGAAGCCCCCUUUCCCCCCAGCAGACCAUCAAGGAUACUAAUAAAUAAACUAGAACCAACAACGGAAGAAAUGCUGAAACAGCUAAGGAAAAAGUUUUGCAAAAAAAAUAAAACCAAAAGUAAAAAUAAAGAUAAACACCUGGAGCGAAAGUUGAAUGCAUUUCUAAAUGCAUAUGCCAGCGCAGAUGGGGUCUUCGAAAAAAAAAUCCUAUACAGCUUAUUGCAGUGCAAUUUUCAGGGGAAGGAUGAAGAGAGAGACGACGUCUUACGGAGGUUUUACCACCAUCACACGAAGGACCCAAAAAUUGUCUUCAUCAAAGACUUCAUCAUGAUAGCGAUGGGCGGCAUGGUAAUUGGGGCUAUUGUCUUCUCAGUUAUGCAAAUAUGGUGGCUCGUUGUUGUCCUAAUUAUGGGCAUCGGAGUGGGAAUCAAAGCAUUAGAUGUUUUUAACAAUAUGUAA
Messenger RNA from Plasmodium cynomolgi strain B, 687 nucleotides. RefSeq lists its product as hypothetical. The coding region runs from base 1 to 687 and encodes 228 amino acids. The record is from RefSeq and is a predicted model, not a curated record. The transcript is spliced from 2 exons. Lineage: Eukaryota; Apicomplexa; Aconoidasida; Haemosporida; Plasmodiidae.